AUGCUGGUGCUGUCCGUUAUUGUUUCAAUUGCAGCUGUUGCAGCAAAGGAAGCAGCCAUGCCUGAAGGCCUCGGCAGUAAGAUUGAGGGAUUUGGGCCUACUGCGUUCGACAACUUAUUGAGUCCAAGCGUCCCUAUCUCCGACUUGACAGGAUACGUAGGCGACCACAACCACAAAAGAAGCCACGAGGGCUUUGGAAACCUCAGCCUUGUUGAGUUCAACAUGGAAGCCGAAGGCACUUCUGAUCGAAACGCACUUGUGGAUGUCGCGUGGAAACUCCUAGACUCAUCGCAUGCAUCAGUCAUGACACUACAAGCCAUCAGGAAGAGCGAGGUUGAUGCACUGGGCACAAAGGUGCUUGGACAUUACGGAAUCCUGAAUGCCGAUGAGGGAUCAAUCGACAUUAAGGAGGGCCCAACUGCAUAUCUUCCGAUAGUUUUUGACACACAGUAUGUUAAGCCAAGGGCGAAUGGAUACUACAGAAACCCGGAGCAGAGCAAGAUUAUCUAUGCAAGCUGGGCGGUGUUCGAGGAAAUCGCCACCAAAAAGUGGUUUACAGUGAUCAAUCUCGAUCUGUACAAUGCCUACGAAGAAAAGAUCGAAGUGGAGAUGGCAAACAUCCUCCGUGACAUCCGCCAAGACCUCACAAUCAGCACGAAGCCGGUGUUUUUCAUGGGAAGGAUCAAUGUUGUCUCCGACAGGCUCAAGAGGGUUAUUGAGGAGGGCUACACCAAUCCGCUCGACAAGGACAUAAAUGCCAAGAACGAGGAGCGAUUCACGAUGAAGAAUCGCUCUGACAUGAUAACAAACCAGCAAAGAGACUACAUACUUAUCAGUGAUAGGAACAAAAAUGUGAAGACGGUCAACUAUGCAAGGGUGCUAAGAGUAGGCAUUCCGGGACUUAACUAUCCAAUCCAUACGAUAGUGUCGCUGUAG
Messenger RNA from Ordospora pajunii, 936 nucleotides. RefSeq lists its product as uncharacterized. Bases 1 to 936 code for a protein of 311 amino acids. The transcript has a single exon. The record is from RefSeq and is a predicted model, not a curated record. NCBI's taxonomy places the organism in Eukaryota, Fungi, Microsporidia, Ordosporidae.